Pyrus x bretschneideri (Chinese white pear) is the source of this 1151-nucleotide messenger RNA. Its product is annotated as agamous-like MADS-box protein AGL18. Lineage: Eukaryota; Viridiplantae; Streptophyta; Magnoliopsida; Rosales; Rosaceae. Gene Ontology annotation, cellular component: nucleus. The record is from RefSeq and is a predicted model, not a curated record. Bases 151 to 942 code for a protein of 263 amino acids. The transcript is spliced from 8 exons. Gene Ontology annotation, biological process: positive regulation of transcription by RNA polymerase II. Gene Ontology annotation, molecular function: RNA polymerase II cis-regulatory region sequence-specific DNA binding; protein dimerization activity; DNA-binding transcription factor activity, RNA polymerase II-specific.
UCCUUAGUUCCCUAUCAAAUCCAUUCUCUAUUUAAGCAACGUAAUAAUUGCAUUAUAUAUCUACAAGAUACACGUUUCUUCUCUCUAUAUCUCCUUUUAUUUAUUUAUUCUUUGGUGAAAAGACCUCGCACUUUGAUAAGUCUGUAACCAAUGAAUACAGAAAAUAGCACACCGGCAAGAAAACCUUUGGGCAGAGGGAGGAUUGAGAUCAAGAAGAUCGAGAAUCUGAGUAGCAGGCAAGUCACGUUCUCGAAACGGCGUAAUGGGCUGCUCAAGAAGGCCAAAGAAUUGUCAGUUCUUUGUGAUGCUGAGGUUGCUGUCAUCGUUUUCUCCAGCACCGGAAAACUUUAUGAAUUCUCAAGCACCAGCAUGGACCACACUCUUUCAAGGUACAACAAGGGGGGCCCAAUAGAGCAUCCACAAAAAGAGCGCUCCGGUGACAAUGAACCUGCAACCAACUCUAACUGUAAUGUAAAUGCACUACAGAAUGAGAUUGCAACACUACGCUUGACAUGCACGCGGAUGACGGGUAAGGAACUGGACGGCGUGAGUUUGAAAGACCUGCAGCGUCUAGAGGACCAACUAAGUGAAGGGAUAUUAUGUGUCAAGGACAAGAAGGAGGAAAUACUUAUGGAGAAGCUCAAGAAGUCCAGAUUACAGGAACAAAAGGCCAUGGAGGAGAGCGAGAAUCUGCGCAAAGAGCUUGAGGAGAUGCGGCAAAAUAAGAGGUCGAAUUGGCCAAUUGUGGUUGCAUCCCAUCCUUUGGAGAGGAGGUUUUCCUGCACAAGCUCUAAAGCCGUUUCCAGUUACAAAGCAGAAGAAAGUGACCAUUCAGACACUUCUUUGCAUUUAGGGUUAUCGUCAGAUAUUCAUCGCAAGAGGAAGGCGGCUAAGAUUGAACACAAUUCUAACGAUUCAGGAAGUCAAGUGGCCUCAGACUAAUAUCGUUGAAGAGUUGUUUUCCCAUUCCAAUUUUUCUCAUUAGUUUAGACUUUUGUUGUUCUGCUUGUUAGUCUUGUAACUCUCCGUUAAUGAGUUAAAAGUUUUUUCUUGAAACAUGUAGACAUAUAUACAGAUCAUCAAAGAUUCUACAUAAAAAUAACUAAGCGCAAAUGGGUUAGUAAGUUAAUAAAGCGCUAACAACUUAUUUA